AUGACUGUGCAGGGCGAUGUUGACAUUCCCUGUGCACGCCGGAUGGUUUUGUCUGCACCAGCGGCUAUUGCUAGGGAGGGCGCUCGUAGCCAGAAAGGUCAGCGCCAACCUAUCGCCAUGCCCAGCAUGGAAGACCAACAGCGGGCUUCUCGGCUCUUUGCAAGCUGGGCGUCCUGGGAAUCCCUUACUGUCACCAUUUCAGGGCUCCCAAAAGAUAUCAGCACAUUCACGAUUUGGCGGUCCUUUAAAGUCUACGGUUCCAUCGAAUGGGUCGAAAUAUUCGAAGACACGAAAGGGAGGCAGGAUGGCAGGGGGAAAAUUCGGUUUCGGCCGCCUCCGCGGGAAGUCUUUUGCCCAGAUCGAAGGCACAUUCUCGAGCUCGACGAUGGCCAGCGUUGCCUGCUUCAGGUGCACAUUAGCCCAAGGAAGCCUUCGAACCAGAUUCCAAGCCCUAUAAAUCUGGGGGUAAUGUACCCAAUGACAACGGAGAUCUCAGUGGGGAAAUUAGACUUUGGGACAUUAAUAGAUAAAGACAUGAUGCUUUCUCUCAGAACCGUUGAUUCGAGCCGAAUGGGUCAGAUUCGAUUCAUAGUUGAUCUCAAUCGUCGCGAAAUAGUUGUGUUCUUUAACCUCUCUUUUUUUGACCCCCGUCUUUCGUCACGGUCUCCCCUUAUUUACAGCUACCGUUUCCGUAUCCCCUUUGUUCAUCUUUCCCGUGUUCUACGGACUAAAGAAUUAGGCGAUUCAUCAUUGGUGAUUGUUUUGGACUCGCCGCCAAUAUAUCACAGGAGAUUGAAUGACGUGACAGUCACUUUCUCUGACACCGAAAAUACGUGGAAAGAGUCCGACUGUUGGUUCCGACAAACAGAUAUUCCUUACUCCCAAAAUGAAGCCGCGCAAGCGCCGCUGAGCUUGCGAAAGGCACAAUCUCUAAUAAAUAUCGGUAAGCUCGUCCUAACCUUCGAGGCUGGCGAUCUUUGGCUAACAUUGUUCUUGUCAGGACGCUGGACGACUUUUAGACUGACUUUCCGCAAUCUUGAUGAUUCCAGCAUUCAAAAGCUUGAGGUACUCCGAAAUAUUUAUACGGACUUUAACGUUGAAGUCCAGGAUGCUCCAGCAUUCGGGGUCAGCGCGGAUUCCGCAGCCAUACCAGCAUGGAGGUGGAUUGAUCCACCUAUCCGCGGCUCAAAACGAACUUCUUCGCUACAAGAAUUGGUAGAAGAGGACUAUACACCCCUUCCAUUUACUGUCAGAUACCAGCUGGAAGUUUGCUUGUCUCAUGGGUUUCUAAACGAAUAUACCAUAGGUAAAGAGUUUGUGACUGCUCUUGUUGCCCUUGGCGAAACGAAAGCAAGAGAGUUGCUGGAGCAUGUUGCAAGUGAGAAGCAUGUGUAUUAUGACCCGAAGAAAAUAUUUGACAUAUUAUUUGUCAAGCCAGCGACGAGCCGCAGAAUUCCAAAAUACUGUUGCUAUAUGAGAACGGCACGAGUGACCCCUUCGACGGUCUAUUUUGGCACUCCUUCUGUUGAUAUCACAAACCGCGUGAUAAGACAUUAUAUUGAAUACGCUGAUCGAUUUCUCCGUGUUCGUUUCACCGAUGAGAAAUUUGAAGGGAGGAUCCAACCGAGCCAUAACAAUACUAUGGAUGAGGUAUUUACCCGCGUUAAACGUACAAUGAUGAACGGCAUCACACUCGGUGACCGGCAUUAUGAGUUCCUCGCUUUUGGAAACUCUCAGUUCCGCGAACACGGGGCCUAUUUCUUUGCUUCCUUACCACAUCUGACAGCUGCCAAUAUUCGUGCGUGGAUGGGCCAUUUUAGUGACAUCAAGGAGAUUGCAAGGCAUGCUGCGCGUCUUGGUCAGUGCUUUUCAACAACUCGGGCAGUCACCGGUUGCCCCGUGCAAAUCCGUGAGAUAGAAGAUAUUCAAAGAAAUGGAUAUACGUUCUCAGAUGGCGUCGGUCGCAUUUCAAGAUUCCUCGCGCAAAUGGUCAUGACUGAAUUCAAAAUCAAAACCCCAUGUGGGGAGCCUCCGUCUGUCUUUCAAUUCAGACUUGGUGGCUGUAAGGGAAUCUUGACUGUUUCUCCAGAGGCUCAACGCCAACAAGUUCAUAUUCGCAAGAGUCAAUACAAGUUUCCAGCCAUACAUAACGGGCUUGAAGUCAUUCGGCAUUCGCAUUUCUGUAUGGCAAGUUUGAACCGCCAGCUCAUCGUCGUGUUAUCUAGCCUUGAAGUGCCAGAUGAAGUCUUUCUUGAAAAGCUCAGGAUGAUGCUUGGAAAUCUUGAAUUGGCCAUGACUAGUGAAACUCAGGCUAUCCAUCUGCUUUACAAGUAUAUUGAUCCUAACCAAAUGACCCUUGUGUUGGCGGAGAUGAUUCAGGAUGGCUUUCAGAGUUCAAAAGAACCGUUUGUCACUUCACUGCUCGAGUUGUGGCGUGCAUGGCAGAUCAAAUAUCUCAAGGAGAAAGCGAAGAUUAUCAUUGAAGAAGGCGCUUGCUUGUUCGGCUGCCUCGAUGAAACAGGGACACUCAAAGGCUUUUUUCAUGACAACAUUCCUUCUAAGGACGCAUCUUACGAAGAAAGGCUCGCCUGCCUUCCUGAGAUUUUUGUUCAGAUUUCACGCGCCAAUAAUGAUGGGAAAUAUGAAAUUAUCGAGGGACCUUGCAUAAUUGCCCGAAAUCCGUCCUUGCAUCCGGGCGACAUCCGGGUCGUAAAAGCUGUCAAUGCACCCGCCCUACACCAUCUUAGAGAUGUGAUUGUAUUCCCACAGACAGGAGAUAGGGAUAUCCCAAGCAUGUGUUCGGGUGGUGACUUGGAUGGUGAUGAUUACCUGGUCAUUUGGGACCAAGAUCUCCUUCCAAAAGACUGGUUCAAACAGCCAAUGAAUUAUGCACCAUCAGUUAAAGCUCUUCGUCUAUCUCGUGAUGUCACUGUCAAUGAUAUCACUUCUUUCUUCGUGACAUACAUGAAGAACGAUCGUCUUGCCCAGAUUGCUCAUUCACAUCUGGCAUGGGCGGAUUAUUUGGAGAAAGGUGUCAACGAUUCAAAGUGCAUAAGGCUAGCGGAAUUGCACUCUGCGGCAGUUGAUUACAACAAAACUGGGAUUCCAGCCAAAAUGACGAAAGAUCUGGCACCUCGCAAAUGGCCACACUUUAUGGAGAAAAAGCACAAGCCAAAGGACGCCCAGUAUAUUUCGCAAAAGAUUCUGGGGAAGCUAUAUGAUAUUGUGGAACGGGUGAAUUAUAGGCCAAAACUUGAAGCACCAUUCGACGAUCGGAUUCUGAAUAGUGGUAUUGAGGUAAACGAUGACCUUCUGGCUGUAGCUGCCGAGUUAAAGGUGCUAUACGAUGCCGAUAUGUGCAGGAUCAUGGCACAACAUGAGAUUAAAACCGAGUUCGAAGUAUGGUCAACAUUUGUCCUAAGCCAUUCUAACAUGAGCAAGGACUAUAAGUUCCAUGAAGAGAUUGGUCAAAUCUCAUGUGCUCUCCGGGAACGAUUCCGUAACCUUUGCUGUGAAAAAGCAGGUGGUAAAAAUUUUGAGCACCUAGCACCCCUUGCCGUUGCAAUGUACAAAGUCACUUGCAAUGAAAUGACGCAAGCACUAGCAAAGAUAAUGGCAAGGUGCGGCGAAGACGAUGAUCAAAGCCCAUGGUCAGAGCAUGAAGAGAAACUGCCGUUGAUCAGCUUUCCAUGGCUGCUCCAACCCGUUCUCGGGAAGAUUGUCAAUAAACACUACGACCCCGCAUGUCUUGAGGAAGUAGGUUUGUGGUCUGGUCAAGCUUCGUUCAAAAAGCGCAAAGACGGCAUCGAUGGAAAUUCAUCCGGUACACGCGAUGUAGAGACCGCAGGUGGCGUUCAACAUGCUGGAGAAGUGCUCGAACUGUUUCAGGGUCCUAACUAUGACCCUAGGACUGGCCUCGACGCAACUUUCGAUAGACCUGGGGCAUCCCCAGGAGAGACUGAUGAUCUUGCCAAAGUUCCCCUGGGAAACAGGAGUCCUACUAUUGAAGGGUCAAGUCAGCUUAUCAACCUUGGUGAAGAACUCUCCACUUCAGGUUCCCCAGUACCGACUUCGUUGGAUUCGAUGAUGAAUUUGAUGAGCGUUAUUGAUCAACCAACUGACCCAAACAUAAAGCGAACUUCCGAGCUAAUUCCAACAAGAGCACAACUCACGGAAAAUGGGCAGGUGUUGGCAGAUAAUGAUCUAAUUGAUCAUCCCUCAACGCUUCUUCAAAAAGAGCCUCUGCCGGAAAAUGAUGAAGUGGAAGACAUUAUUGAACAAGAAGGGGAGAUCAAGCCGUCGGCGAUCGAUGAGCUGGAGGCAUUGCUUGGCAUGUGAACACUUUGGGAACGCGUUUACUAGUUGGUUUGGCUUUCUUGAGACCACCGAGUAUGAAAUAUAAAGGUUAGGGGCGAUUCGGAAGUGCAUGCUUCGUAGACUUGGACUUGUUCAAUCACGUUGUGGAUGGUUGCAUGAUGGACUGUAAUUCCUGGACUAGACUUAUUUUAUAACCCUGAAA
Messenger RNA from Coccidioides posadasii C735 delta SOWgp, 4519 nucleotides. Lineage: Eukaryota; Fungi; Ascomycota; Eurotiomycetes; Onygenales; Onygenaceae. The record is from RefSeq and is a predicted model, not a curated record.